AUGCUAAGCCUACUGGGGGGCCUCUUGAGAGGCCGGUCGCAGCAGCAGAAGAAAGACAAAAGCGCUAAGGGCUCAGACCCCUUCGCCGACUCCAAAGUUGACGUGUAUCUGGUGCGGGGGGAAAAGAGCAGCGAGCUGCUGCUGGAUUGUUCUUUAAUAAUAUCUUCGGAGACUUGUGUUUUUAUUGGAGACCCUCCAGACGAUGGUUUGGGAGCAGCAGCAGAACUCAGCUUCCUGAAGAAGUGCAGCAGCAGCAGCAGCAGCAGCAGCAGCAAAGCCAGCAGCAGCAGCAGCAGCAAAUUCGCCCUCGAGCUGCCGCACUCCGCCGUCUCCAGCUUCAGGCAGCACAAGCCCGACAUGGUGCAGUUUGCGGUGAAGACAGAGUCAGAUGCAGCAGCAGAACUGGGCCUGGUGUUCGCGACGGAAGCUGCUGCUGCGCUCUUCAGCCAGCUAAUGGUGUCUUCCAUUUGCUGCUGCUUUGCUGCAGCAGCAGCAAGCCGCUGCUGCCUGCAGCAGUUCGACCGCCUCGCAAAUGAGUGGCUUACGGUGGAGUCCGAGGCGGAGGCCUUCAUUAAGGAAAAAGAGGAUUGUUCAGAGGCCUACCUGCUGGUUUACAAGGCCAGCAGCAGCAGCAGCAGCAGCAGCAGCAGCAGCAGCAGCAGCAGCAGUGGCGGCAGCAGCAAGGAGGGAGCUGCGGGCAAAGAAGGCAGCAGCAGCGGCAAGGGGAAGGCAGCAGCAGCAGCGGCGAGCAGCAGCAGCACUUUGCCUGCUGCUGCAGCAGACCCGGUCGCCACAGCAGUUGCUGCUGCAGUCGACGCUGCAGAGAACGAAGACGCCGCUGCUGCCUCUGGCGAAGCAGCAGCAGCAGCAGCAGCAGCAGCAGCAGCAGCAGCAGCAGCAGACAGCAUUCCUGUGCCCCUCUGCUAUGUUGCCAUUUCCUAUGACGAAUUUAUUGUGCCGCUGCCGCAGCAGCAGGAGCUGCAGUGGUGGGGGCCUUCGCCUGAAGGGGAUAAGCGGCUAUACAAGAUUAGUUUUGCUGCUAGUGCAGCAGCAGCAGCAGCAGCAGCAGCGCCAGCAGCAGCAGCAGCAGCGCCAGCAGCAGCAGCAGCAGCAGCAGCGAGCGAGUCCAGCGCCCCGCCGCCCACGGCCAAGCAGCGAAAGCAGCAGGAACAGCAGCAGAAGCAGCAGCAGCAGCAGCAGCAACAGCAGCAGCAGCAGCAGCAGCAGCAGCAGCAGGGCCGCAAGUUCCUUGACACUUAUGCUCUAGUCCUUGCGGAGGUCAGCAGCAAAUGCCGCUUCUCCCCAGAGGAAGAUUUGGAGAAGCAAAUUGGGUACUAUGGGGAAUUCAAUACUGCUCCCAGUUACGGGGAGGUAGAAGGCAUGCAAAUUGAAGACGCAGAAAGCGACCCGUCAGAUGAUGAGGAACAAUUCCCCAUUGUUGCGAGAGACCCAACAAGGGACUUGCUGAAAACGGCCCCCGACUUCAUGGCCAACGAAAUGCUGGAAGCUGGGCAGCAGCGGGCGGUGGUUUUUAGGGUUGGGGCGGAGGGCCAAACCCUCAAGACAAAAAGGGACAUGCAAGUCCUCAGGUUCGACGAGUAUGGCAAGCCAUCUGUCGUGGCGACAAUCGACGGAUCCAAACUAAACUUGCAGGGCCAAGAUCAGGGGCUGUCUUCGGCGCUGCUGCAGGACUGCGUGAAGGGGAUUUUGCCGCUAAAGGCGGACUCGAGACAAACCCUAGAGCCGAGGGUUUUGGCAUUUAAUGACAAGAGGUUCUGCUGUAUAGACACCAGAACCAAAGAAGCUGAAAUUCGCCACAACUACACCUACUCCCAGAACCAGGGCUUUUCCUGCGGCGCGACGGACGAGGAGGGCCACUUGCUGCUGGGGAGCAGCAAAGGGGUUUUGAGACUUUAUGAUGGAAAGACAGAUAAUGAGGGGGUUUACAAAAGAGCUAAAACACAAAUCAGUGGUUUAGGAGACCCCAUACUCCACGUGGCAGUCACCCGCGACGGCAGCUGGAUUCUCGCGACCUGCGCGCGGUACCUGCUGCUGUACCCCGUGCGUCCGGAGGGCCGCAGCAAAACGGGGUUUACUUUUCCGCUGGGAGAGUUAAAACCUAAACCCUUGCUGCUGCAGCUGCUGCUGCAGGACGUCAGCAAGUUUAACCUGCAGUGCUGCUGCUUCCGAGCAGCAGCUUUUGAUGCAGCGGAGCAGCACAUCGUCACCAGCACCAACAACCUCGUCAUCAUCUGGGACUUCGUGGCCGUGAAAAACGGCAAAACUGAUGCCUAUCAAAUCCGGCGCAUUAGCGACUACAUAAAGGACUUGGCGUUCUUGAAGGCCGGGGAGAGGGAGGCGGUCCUCAUGGUAACACCGUCGUCGAUUACAACUCGCGGAGUGCGCAGGACAUACCAAGACUGCAAGAGUGAGUCGGAGCCAUAA
Messenger RNA from Eimeria necatrix, 2445 nucleotides. Its product is annotated as VID27-domain-containing protein, related. Lineage: Eukaryota; Apicomplexa; Conoidasida; Eucoccidiorida; Eimeriidae. Gene Ontology annotation, cellular component: cytoplasm; nucleus. The transcript is spliced from 12 exons. Gene Ontology annotation, molecular function: protein binding. The record is from RefSeq and is a predicted model, not a curated record. The coding region runs from base 1 to 2445 and encodes 814 amino acids.